This is a messenger RNA of Clarias gariepinus (North African catfish), 6043 nucleotides long. RefSeq names its product protein wntless homolog. The transcript is spliced from 18 exons. The record is from RefSeq and is a predicted model, not a curated record. NCBI's taxonomy places the organism in Eukaryota, Metazoa, Chordata, Actinopteri, Siluriformes, Clariidae. Gene Ontology annotation, molecular function: Wnt-protein binding. The coding region runs from base 864 to 3053 and encodes 729 amino acids. Gene Ontology annotation, biological process: Wnt protein secretion; Wnt signaling pathway; intracellular protein transport. Gene Ontology annotation, cellular component: endomembrane system; organelle membrane.
UUAGCGACUUUGUCGCUAUAUUUAGCGACUUUUCAAAUCCCUCUAGCGACAAUUUUUUUAAAAAGCGACUAGCGACAAAUCUGGCGACUUUUUCUUGUGUUACUGGAGACUUUUGGAGACUCUGAUGUGUCUGUACUGACUCUUCUCAACUUGCCACAGCAGCUGCCGCCGCCGGCCCCUCCCCCGUCCCAAAGCACUCACAGACCCCCGCCCCCAGCUGCAGUUACUGCAGGAGAUGCUCGUUCCUACGAGUCUUGACUGCCCAUGCGCAAAUCCGCCGUUAAGUGAUCCCGCCUUGACGACUUUUUUUUUUUUUUUUUUAAGCGCCUAGUGACAAAUCUAGCAACUUUUGGACAAACCUUAGCAAGUUUCCAAAUGUCGCCAAUACUGUCCUGUAAGCACGAGGUCUUGCUUUCCCGGUACAGUUACUCAUCUCCCUGUGUCUGCCCUGAUCGGUGUUGCAACGGACCUAUCACUUACCUGCUUCUCUUUUGCUUGAAAUAAAACUAUUUAAUUUGACCAUUUUCUUUUUUUUCUUAUUUAUUUAUUUUUUUCUUCCGAUGCACUUAUAUUACUCACUGUUACAAAGCUUAAGUUCAUAAUUAUAUUGGACACAUAAGGAAGGAUUAGGGAAAACACGCAAAAUGCAAAUACGACGUAAUUACGUCAUCAAUAUGCAAAUAUACGCAUGACGUCAUCUAGCGACAUUUGGCGACUUUUCGAGCAGACUUUAGCUACUUUCCGUUGAAAAUAGUUGGCAACACUGGCUCUGAGUCUCAGUGCGGAUCUCAGUCCACCUGGAUGCGGUCACUUCUCUGAUCUCUUCCUUGACUUUCUUUCUUAGCUCGUUGGAAGCCGCAGAAAUGGCCGGAGCGAUCAUCGAGAACAUGAGCACCAAAAAGUUGGUGAUCAUGGGAGUUGUUCUGCUGCUCUUCCAGGCUUUUUCCUUCAUGGUCGGAGGGCUGAUCGCUCCCAGUCCCACCACCGCCGUCCACUACCUGGCUACCAAGUGUGUGGGCAACCAGAGAAGGCACCAUCAGGGCCACAAGUGGUUCAUGCCUUGGGGUCCGAACGAGUGCGACAAGAUUCGAGACUUGAGCGAGGCCAUGGUCAAGAGGAUUGAAGCCAACAACGUCGUGUUCUCUGUUCAUAUCCCCCUGCCCAAUAAGGAGAUGAGUCCCUGGUUCCAGUUCAUGCUCGUUAUUCUGCAGUUCGACAUUGCCUUCAAAAUGCACAACCAGAUCGAGGAUGGAGCCUUGGUCACCAUAGACGUCAGCCUGGCCUACAGAGACGACACAGUGAGUGAGUGGACGGAGAUGGCGCACUCUGUGGAGCAACGCAAACUCAGCUGUAACUUCACUACAGCCAAAAUUAUAGAGAACGAGGGUCGGCACUACGAAUGUGACCCUUUUCCCUUCAUGGAGGUCGGGACCGUGUCGCACAAAUACUACCUGGUUAACAUCUGGCUGCCGGUGUACGAGCGCAAGAAGGUGAACGUGGGAAUUGGUGAAAUCAAAGACAUCCGUCUGGUGGGAAUCCAUCAGAACGGUGGCUUCACCAAGGUCUGGUUUGCCAUGAAGACCUUCCUCACUUCCAGCAUCCUCAUCAUCAUGAUCUGGUACUGGAGAAGGAUUACCUUGAUGACGAGACCGCCUGUGCUCCUGGAGAAGGUGAUCUUUGCCCUCGGCAUCUCCAUGACCUUCAUCAACAUUCCAGUGGAGUGGUUCUCGCCCCGGUUUGACUGGACCUGGAUGCUGCUGUUCGGAGACGUCUGUCAGGGAAUCUUCUACGCCAUGCUGCUCUCCUUCUGGAUCAUCUUCUGUGGAGAACAUCUCAUGGACCAGACGGAGAGGAACCGCAUCUCCAUAUACUGGAAGCAGGUGGGGCCCAUUGCCUUCGGCUCCUUCUGCCUCUUCAUCUUCGACAUGUGUGAGAGAGGAGUGCAGCUGACCAACCCCUUCUACAGCAUCUGGGCUUCGGAUGUUGGCACCAAACUGGCCAUGGCGUUCAUCAUCGUGGCUGGAAUAUGCGCCUGCCUCUACUUCCUGUUCCUGUGUUUCAUGGUGUUCCAGGUGUUCAGAAACAGCAGCGGGAAAAGAACGUCCCUGCCUGCCAUGACCAAAGCUGGGCGUCUGCAUUACGAAGGUCUCAUCUUCCGCUUCAAGUUUCUGAUGCUGGUGACGCUGGCGUGUGCGGCCAUGACGGUCAUCUUCUUCAUCAUCAGUCAGGUGAAUAAGGGACACUGGCACUGGGGAGAUUACACGGUUCAGAUAAACAGUGCCUUCUUCACCGGAAUAUACGGCAUGUGGAACCUGUAUGUGUUCGCCCUGAUGUUCCUGUACGCACCGUCACACGAACGCUACGGAGACGAGCAGUCCAGCGAGUCCAGUGAGAGACCAGAAGUCCAGUCUUCUUGUAAGACACUGCUCAGUGGUGGAAGCUUCCCUUCUGGCCAACACUCCAUUGCAGAGCCUGGUGACCAAGCCCAUGACUUGAAAUCCAAAGUUAUCUCUACAGACUUGUUUAGAGACACAGAAUUAAGAGCAGAGUCUCAGUCAUCCAGUCCCACACCAGACGGCCCUGAGCAAGAGGUGCAUUGUGUUGGAGGUCAUUGUGGCACUUCUUCUGGGAAAGAGAGGUUCGGAGAAGUUGGUGUCCAGCACCAGCAGGUGUCACCUGCUGUGUUCUCAACAGACCUUACCAGUGAGACCGACUCGAGAUCAGCGUGUCAGUCAUCCAGAGCCGCACCAAACGACUCUGUUUAUGACCAGGGGAACGCUGCAUGUGCAACUCCUGGUUCACCUCAUCUCCCAGACUCAGUAACUCAAGGUUACAACGUCGACACAAGAUGUAGUCGACCUGAGUGCUUCUGCCGCCACUCUUAUAUGUCACCCUAUGUUCCUGCCUCUUCUGGAAGAAAGUAUUUACUACUGCCAUUUCCAUCCUCUUUGCAAAGUCCACCACCAUCUGUCCUUCAACAUUCCUGUCCUGAAGACCAAACCUGCCCAUCACAUUUUCAUCACCUCCGUUCCCUUCCCCAACAUGUCCAUUGAAGUCUGCACCAAUCACCACUCUCUCACCUCUGGCAAUGCUCUGCAUCACUUCAUCUAACUCACUCCAGAAUUUUUCCUUUUCUUCUAACACACAUCCUAUCUGUGGAGCAUAACCACUAACAACAUUGAACAUCACACCAUCAAUUUCCAGCUUUAGACUCAUCACCCUAUCUGAUACUCUCUUCACCACUUGAACAUUUCUUACAAACUUCUCUUUUAGAAUAACUCCUACUCCAUUUCUUUUCCUAUCCGCACCAUGGUAAAACAAUUGGAACCCUGCUCCAAGGGAUGCCCUUCCUGACACAACAUUCUGCAUUUAUUCAGACUUGGGACUGCCACAAGAAGACACUGGACUGCGCACACCUCCUUUACUGGGACUGAUGGGAAUAUAGACAGAAGCCACACCUCCUUAACUGGGACUGAUGGGAAUAUAGACAGAAGCCACACCUCCUUAACUGGGACUGAUGGGAAUAUAGACAGAAGCCACACCUCCUUUACUGGGACUGAUGGGAAUAUAGACACUGGCCACACCUCCUUUACUGGGACUGAUGGGAAUAUAGACACUGGCCACACCUCCUUUACUGGGACUGAUGGGAAUAUAGACACUGGCCACACCUCCUUUACUGAGACUGAUGGAAAUAUAGACAUAAGCCAGAAGUAAAGAAGGUGUGGCUUCUGUCUAUAUUUCCAUCAGUCUCAAUAAAGGAGGUGUGGCCAGUGUCUAUAUAAAAAUAAAACUUUUUAUUGUUACCUUUUUUUUCUCCCCCCAAUUCUGACUGUAAAUCCGAUCAGAAUGUGCAUCGCUUUAACCGUUUUCCUCUUUUUUCCACUGUUAUGUCUUAUUAGAGCGGAAAAGUUCUGAUCGACUUCCUUGUUCUAAACUGUUUUUCUUUCCGUAAGCAACAAAACAAAAAAACAUACGCACACAGUUCUGGAUCACACACUGCUCCCCGUGAUCUCGGCCUCUGCAAGUGAAGGCAGUAAUUUUGAGAGAAGUGUUCGCCCGAGAGGUUCGGGUUCAGGGUGUGCCUCCGGUGGUUACAACCGUUUUUUUUAAUUCUCUUGUCAGGUGUGAAGUUGAAAAUGUUUUAUAGUUGUGCUUUCAGGCCGUCUUUAUGAGCACGCUAAUCAGGUUAGUGUUCUCGUCUCGCUGGAGCUGGCGCUCAUUUCCAUGCCAAAUUUCCAUGCAAAGUGUUCCUGUGCAGUCACAUCGAAUCAGCACUUAACGAAUCGCCAACUCAAGUGUGGCAAAGAGAUCGAUCUGAAGGAGCAGUUUGGUGAUUAAAAGGACGCUCCAGUUACACGAACACACAACGGGGGGUUAACGUUUGACUGGUGUGACACGGAUUUAGAUUAACAAGUAAAGAAAAUUGUCAGACUUCCUCUAAACAUUAGCGGAACUUUACUGUGGUUUUCGGGGGGCCUUAUGUUGAAAUAAACUUCUUUAAAAUGUUUUAGUGUAGCUCCGCCCCCUCAGGAUCACAAUGUGGGAUUUUAAUGAAAAUCUGGAUCUAUGUAUGUGUGUGUGUGUGUGUGUGUGUGUGUGUGUUCAUUUUACAUUCUGUAUUUAAAAAGUGAAACACAGCAAAUCAAACACAGUGAUUGUUCAUGUAGUAAAGAAGGACGCACCGCGCUGUAGGUGUUGCUGAACGUCCAUGAAGUUCUGGUUUUGAACUAACGAUAAAGCAGCUAUAAACAGUUCUUAUCUCACCAGCAUCUCCAUCUUUCUCUCUCUUUAAAUUUAUAAAGCACCAACAUCUAAACUUUUUAUUUAAAAGGAAUGAGGAACAAUACCACCACUUUGUAGCCUACAUGAUUAAAAUGUGAGUUUUUAUUUUCUGUUUUGAAAAGGAAAGUUUUAAACCUUAUCAAGUUUUGAUUUUCAUAACUUUCGGUUUGGUUACAGUAUUAACAUUUUAAGAACGUUGCAGCAGAACCUUUGCAAAACUUAAUGAGAACAUUCCUGGAUGGCUGGAAAAUAAUAACAUGUUAGAAGGAGUGCAAUAAUGUUUUACGACUCAGUGGUAACUCAGUGCCAUCUUCCUCAGCACAGUCAAGACCGAUGAUGCCAACAGACUCAACAAGCUUAUUAGGAAAGAUCACAGGGAGCAGUGUGUGAUCCAUAACUGUGUGUGAGUAUAUGGUUUGGCUUGGUCAUUGGAGUGGAGCUGCAGUCUCCGGUGGAGGUGUCUGAGAGAAUAAUUAUAAGUACUUUAUUCAUCUUACAUGAAGAAACUUGUCAGGAUUAUGGACGAUACCUCUCAAGUGCUGUACCCACUGAGCACAUUCCUCCCUGAGCUCAUUCAGCUGUUGGUUGAGACCACCGAGAAGCACCAUGUCUUUCUCCUCUGUAGCCAUCAAACUUUAUAGCUUCUCCCCCUUCUGUAGGGUAGAGAGCUAAAAUAAUGAUAGAAAACAAUAAGUGCACUAGCCGUACCUCUGCAAUUUUUUCAUGCCAGGGUUCCGCAAUAUCAAUUAGCUAUAUCAUGCUACUCGUAACCAGAAACUGGUUCUGCUCUCUUUAUUGGAACUGGGUGUUGUAUGGUAUGUUUCUAUAUCUUAUGUUUACAUUGCGAAUAUUCUUAUUGUAAUGUACUUUUCCAUCCAUCCAUCCAUCCAUCCAGGAACAUCUUUACUCCAACUAGGGACUGUGGAGGCCAGUGGUGACCAUCGUAUUCAUUAUUACCAUUUUUAUGACCAUGGUAGGACCUCCGGUCAACAUUCACAUGCACAUUUGCACGAUAUAGGCAGUUUAAAAACGCCAUGCAACAUGCAAACUUCACACACACGGACCCGUGAACAACAAUUCCCUGGAGGUGCGAGGUGACUGUGCUCAGUGUGUUAAGGCUCUGAGUUACCUAUUGGAAGGUCAGCGGUUCGAGCCCCAGCUCCACCAGGUUGCCACUGUUGGGCCCUUAAGCAAGGCCCUUAACCCUGUCACUGUAUAGUAAUGUAUAUGUGACGAAUAAAGUCUAAACUUUAACCACUAA